AGAAAAGGUGAUUCUGUGGGCUUUGCUUUGGGUGUGUAGCAGCAGCCAGCGGUAGUAGUAUUAAAAAUUGUUUAAUUGCUGUCUGUGUGUAUUAGUAAUAGUAUAGUAUGAAUUGAAUUCAGUAAUCAUAAAUGAUCGAAUUGAACUUUCUUUCUUCCUUGUAUUACUCACUCAGCACAGCAGAAUACUCAAACAGGUAGUUAGUAACUAAUCUUAUCAUCAUCAUCAUCAUAUCAUAAGCAUGAUGAACAUGAAACCUUCUUCUUCUUCUUCUCAAUGUCAAAGUUUCACCUUAUUCAAUUUCAACCAUAGACAUAAACCUUCAUCAUCAUCAUCAUCAUCAUCAUCAUAUACAUCAUCAUGUAGUAGUAGUAGUAGUAGUAAAUUUCAUAGUUGUUAUGGCCCACACUUAUUUUCACUCAACAAUUCCCGCCGCUUCUUAACCCUUCGCUCUUCUAAACCCUCUUUUGUUUCUCACCUCAAUCAACAACAACAACAACAACACUCUCUUCUCGAUGAUUCUCAUCACAACCACCACGAAGACGCCGAAGCCACACCUCAAUUAUCAUCUGUCAACCAAACUCAAAAUCAGAAUCAAAAUGAAAAACAAGGUUACUUCAAAUCAAUUUCAGAUGUGAAACGUGAGAUUAUAUUGCUAACUUUGCCUGCACUUGCUGGACAAGCGAUUGAUCCAAUGGCUCAAUUGAUGGAAACUGCUUACAUUGGUCGACUUGGUACUCUUCAAUUGGCUUCCGCUGCUGUUUCUGUUUCCAUUUUUAACAUCAUUUCAAAGCUAUUUAAUAUUCCACUUCUUAGUGUUGCUACUUCUUUUGUUGCUGAAGACAUGGCAAACAUUUCUGCUUCAGAUCAGGGUGGUAGUAUAGAAAUUACUGGUAAUGGUAAUCCUUUCAAAGCAGUUUAUCAAAGAAACCAGUUGUCGUCUGUUUCCACUGCUUUGCUAUUAGCUUUGGGGCUUGGACUUUUUGAGGCUUUUGCUUUGUAUUUUGGAUCUGUAACAUUUCUUCGUUUAAUCGGUGUGUCACCGGGAAAUCCAACACUUGUUCCAGCACAGAAAUUUCUCUCUUUAAGAGCAUUUGGUGCUCCUGCAGUUGUGCUUUCUUUGGCUCUUCAAGGAAUUUUUCGUGGUUUUAAAGAUACUAAAACUCCUUUUAUAUGUCUAGGCAUUGGUAAUCUUUCGGCAGUCUUUUUGUUUCCCUUACUUAUGUAUUACUUUAAGUUGGGUGUAGCCGGUGCAGCCAUUUCCACUGUUCUCUCUCAAUAUAUUGGGACCUUGUUGAUGAUCUGGUGUCUAAAUAAGAGAGCUGUGUUACUACCUCCAAAAAUGGGAAACCUACAAUUUGGCGGUUAUAUUAAGUCUGGUGGUUUCCUUCUUGGAAGAACACUUGCUGUUCUUACAACCAUGACAUUGGGGACAUCAAUGGCUACUCGUCAUGGUCCAGUAGCUAUGGCUGCACAUCAAAUAUGUAUGCAAGUGUGGUUAGCUUUUUCUCUUCUUACAGAUGCUUUGGCUGCAUCUGGUCAGGCCCUAAUUGCAAGUUCUCUAUCAAGACAUGAAUACAAAGCUGUGAAGGAAAUUACUCAUUUUGUAUUAAAGAUUGGACUGCUGACAGGCAUCUGCUUGACUGCAAUUCUGGGUGUAUCUUUUGGAUCUUUAGCUACCCUUUUUACCCAGGACUUAGAAGUCUUGCAGGUUGUCAGAACUGGAGUGUUGUUUGUCAGCGCUUCUCAACCUUUUAAUGCACUUGCUUAUGUUUUUGACGGUCUCCAUUAUGGUGUUUCUGAUUUCCCAUAUGCUGCUCUCUCCAUGAUGUUUGUGGGAGCAGUCUCCUCAGCAUUUUUGGUAUAUGCCCCUUCACAUUUUGGCCUUCAAGGUGUAUGGCUGGGCUUGACUCUCUUCAUGGCACUUCGUGUAGUUGCUGGUUCUGUCAGAUUACUAUCAAAGAAUGGUCCUUGGUGGUUUCUACACAAGGAUUUCCAGAUUGCAGAGAUGGUCUCUUAAUUCUAAGACGGGGGGACUAUGAAUGAAACCGUGGACCUGAUGUUUUACAGGAUGAUUAUCUGCACAGGAUACAAUAUUUAGAUGUUAAGUUACAAUUUUGGUUUUUCUGCAGUGCUUAUGUAGGAAAUAGUUUUUACAAGCACUUCGUAAUGAAUCAGUUUCUGAUCUAAUCCAUAGUACAU
Messenger RNA from Trifolium pratense (red clover), 2202 nucleotides. RefSeq names its product protein DETOXIFICATION 45, chloroplastic. Gene Ontology annotation, cellular component: chloroplast; membrane. Lineage: Eukaryota; Viridiplantae; Streptophyta; Magnoliopsida; Fabales; Fabaceae. Bases 242 to 2020 code for a protein of 592 amino acids. Gene Ontology annotation, biological process: transmembrane transport. The transcript is spliced from 13 exons. The record is from RefSeq and is a predicted model, not a curated record. Gene Ontology annotation, molecular function: xenobiotic transmembrane transporter activity; antiporter activity.